Molecule: messenger RNA, 797 nt
Organism: Saccostrea cuccullata (small rock oyster)
Lineage: Eukaryota; Metazoa; Mollusca; Bivalvia; Ostreida; Ostreidae
Exons: 6
Molecular function (GO): oxidoreductase activity; copper ion binding
Source: RefSeq, a predicted model, not a curated record
AAAUGGAAUUAAAUACCUUUCUUUCUCGGUUGUUCUUGCUUGUACUCUCUUUUUACUACGUGGAAUCUGUAUUCAAUCACAAUGUAAAGCCAGAUUGUGCUGCUUCCGAGAAAGAAUGCUCUUUCGACUUUCACGUGAAUUACAUUACCAGUAUGGUAUCUUACAACUGGUCCACUGGUGAAGGAUGCCCGGUUUUUGUACGAAACGGAACCUUUUUCAAGAAAUGUUGCGAUGAUGUCAUGUUUAUGGACCGUCCUUGUGUUGAGGUUCCUUUGAUAUACAAAGAAAUGGAAUAUGUGAUAACAGCGGAUGGGAACUAUAAAUUCAUGUUUGCCAUCAACAACCAAUUCCCGGCCCCAACCAUUGUUGUUUAUGAGAAUCAAAAGGUUAAAGUUCAUAUCCACAAUGACCUUAUGAACGAAGCAGUGACCUUUCACUGGCACGGAAUGUUCCAGAAGGAAACACCGUGGAUGGAUGGCGUCUCCAUGUUAACUCAAUGUCCUAUACUUCCGGGUCAGACCUUUACUUACGAGUUUUUUGCUAAUCCCCAAGGAACACAUUGGUACCAUUCACAUCAUGGAGCCAUGAGAACUUCCGGUCUAGCUGGUGUCCUGAUUGUACUACCCCUCCAGAAAACGGAUAGAGACGAUAUUCCAACGGUAGAUAACGAUGUUGUACUUAUGGUACAAGAAUGGAAUUCUAAGAUGAGUGAUGUUCAACUUGUCAACAUUCAGGAGUGGUAUAUGCUAUCGUUCUCAGAAAACCUUGACACGGAUAAUUGUGUGACAACUAAACUG